Messenger RNA from Oncorhynchus kisutch (coho salmon), 1684 nucleotides. RefSeq names its product THO complex subunit 4. The record is from RefSeq and is a predicted model, not a curated record. The transcript has 6 exons. Gene Ontology annotation, cellular component: nucleus. Gene Ontology annotation, biological process: mRNA export from nucleus. Gene Ontology annotation, molecular function: mRNA binding. Bases 583 to 1401 code for a protein of 272 amino acids. NCBI's taxonomy places the organism in Eukaryota, Metazoa, Chordata, Actinopteri, Salmoniformes, Salmonidae.
AUACAAAUAGGUAUUUCAAAAGAGAUACAAUAUUCGACAUGUCUCAUCCAGAGAGGUGUUUAUUUGUUAAUUGAACCUUUAUUUAACUAGUCAAGUCAGUUAAGAACAAAUUCUUAUGUACAAUGACAGCCUAACCGGGACGACGCUGGGCUAAUUGUGCGCCGCCCUAUGGGACUCCCAAUCACGGCCGGUUGUGAUACAGCCUGGAAUCGAACCAGGGUAUGUAGUGACGCCUCUACCACUGAGGUGCAGUUCCUUAGACCGCUGCGCCACUCGGGAGCCUGUCUCGUAUUUUCCUUUGGUUUAUUUGCAACGGUACCUUUGUGAUUGCAAUGCUGGAUAGAGGCACUAGACAGCAGCAGAGAGGACGUUGGUGGUGAAAGAAGCGCAAAAUCCAACGGAAAUGGUUGUAAGAAUAAACUCACGUCACUUACUACAAUUAUUUUUAAGCCCACUCACGUCAUUCAAGCUAUUCGCCAUUGAUCAGCACCGAGGAAAGCGGCUAGAUUUUGCUACCAAAAGCGUAAUUCUUAAAGUAAAUUUUCCAUUUAUUUGUUGAUCUUUAAUACGACAAGUGCCACCAUGGCUGAUAAGAUGGAUAUGUCUUUGGAUGACAUUAUUCAACAAAGUAAGAAAGGCGGAGGUGGCCGCGGAAAUCGAGGAGGCCGCAGCCGCGGAUCAUCGGGUCGAGGUGGGAGUGGAGGCCGACCCGGUGGAGCUGCCUCUGGAGGCCGGACCGGCGGAUCCGGGCCCAUGAGGAGUCGACAGAACUUCAGUGGAGACAGAAGCGACAGCAGGCCCACGCCAUACAGCAGGCCCAGAGAGCUGCCGGACAAAUGGCAACACGACAUGUUCGAAGGUGGCUUCGGCAGUAAUGCUGGCGGUGGUGGGGGAGCAGGAGGUGGCGGUGUGGAGACUGGUGGCAAGCUCCUUGUCUCAAACCUUGACUUCGGUGUCUCUGACGCUGAUAUCCAGGAGUUGUUUGCGGAAUUCGGUACGUUGAAGAAAGCGGCUGUGCACUAUGACCGGUCUGGCCGCAGCCAGGGAACCGCUGACGUCCACUUUGAGAGGAGGGCUGAUGCACUCAAAGCCAUGAAACAGUACAACAAUGUACCACUCGAUGGCCGCGCCAUGAGCAUUCAGCACGUCACGUCACAAAUUCGAGACGAUAACCAGAGACGACCAUCACAGAGUUCAAACGGAGGCAGUGGUGGAUUCAACAGAGACAGAAUUGGACGCCCCAAUUUCUCAGACAGACGGGGAGGUGGAGACAGGCGGGCCGGCAGAGGCUCCAGGGGGAGGGGUAGAGGUGGACGUGGUGGAGGCAAACCGCAGCAGUUGUCUGCUGAAGAGCUGGAUGCCCAGUUGGAUGCGUACAAUGCUAAGAUGGAGACCAGUUAGAAUUCCCAGAAGCACUCAUUUGAAUCCCUCAUCUUCAUCCUGUCGGAUCUGAAGCUUGAUAUUGUGGACUUGGACCUGAAAUGGACCAGAUCUUUUACACUUACUGUUAUUUUGCAUCAUUUUAAUGUGUGGCUGGAUCUUGCUUUACUCCCUUUUUAAUAUUAUGAACACUUUUUGUACCGUUUUGGGACAAUUGUAGGUUUGAGGGGGAGGUUGUUUUUUUUGCCCUUUGCCUCCCCUUCUCCUUGUGCAUAGUUGUAAUAAACCUACAAAACAAAAUGUU